CGCCUUCAUUUCCUUUCUACUCCUGUAACCCUAGAGCCUCAUCCACCAGCAGCUUUGUCUUUGCGUCUUCGUGUCUUUGUCUUUUUUUUUUUCUUUUUUUUUUUGAUUAUUUUUCUGAGGGAGGUCCAAAAAUGGAGGCAAAACGAAGCUCCGACCUUCCUCCUGGUUUUAGAUUCCACCCAACUGAUGAGGAGCUCAUCGUUUUUUACCUAAAAAACCAAGCCUCCUCAAGGCCCUGCCCUGUGUCCAUCAUCCCAGAGGUUGAUAUUUACAAGUUUGACCCGUGGGAGUUGCCUGAGAAGGCAGAGUUUGGAGAGAGCGAAUGGUACUUCUUCACCCCGAGAGACCGAAAGUACCCGAACGGGGUGCGCCCGAAUCGGGCAACCGUAUCGGGUUACUGGAAAGCCACGGGAACAGACAAGGCGAUUUACAGCGAGUCCAAGUACGUGGGGGUGAAGAAAGCUCUUGUGUUUUACCAGGGCAGGCCGCCAAAGGGGGUCAAGUCGGACUGGAUUAUGCACGAGUAUCGCUUAAGCGACUCGCGAAAACAACAAGCCAACAAGCACCUCGGGUCCAUGAGACUGGAUGAUUGGGUCCUCUGCAGGAUCUACAAAAAAAAGCAUCUGGGCAAAGCUUAUCUGGAUCAAAAAGUGGAAGAAGAUCAAAAAAUUGAGAUGAAAACACCAGAAACGGCGAAAGCCAACGAGGAACAAGUGAUGUUGAAAUUUCCACGGGCCUGUUCGAUAACUAGCUUACUGGACAUGGACUACUUGGGCCCGAUCUCCCAACUUUUUAGUGACAAUAAUUCUGGAUACGAUUUUCAGAACAGCAUGGCCGGCGCAGGAGCCGGCCAGGCUCAAAUGUUUCAGUUCGGGGAAACGCAGAAUUACCAAAACACGAUGGACUCCGGUAAAUUCCAAGUGACGGCUCAGAAUAGCGUUUUUGACCACCAACCGUGGUUUGGACCGUAAUUAAACAAUGAAAAUCUGGGUGUUUUAGAUGGGAAAUUAAGGUGGUAAAAAGAAUGUUGUAAUAAAAUGGUGGGUUGUGAGAGGAGUUGAAUUAUUUUAAACAAAUUGUGAAAUGGAUUUGAGCUGUUUAAUUUGAA
Pyrus x bretschneideri (Chinese white pear) is the source of this 1108-nucleotide messenger RNA. RefSeq names its product NAC domain-containing protein 2-like. Gene Ontology annotation, biological process: regulation of DNA-templated transcription. The coding region runs from base 132 to 971 and encodes 279 amino acids. The record is from RefSeq and is a predicted model, not a curated record. The transcript has 3 exons. Lineage: Eukaryota; Viridiplantae; Streptophyta; Magnoliopsida; Rosales; Rosaceae. Gene Ontology annotation, molecular function: DNA binding.